AUGGUUGGCAGUAAGCACUGCGAGAUUUCAAGUUUGUUUCAUUCGCAGGCUGAUCCCGUAGCCUUCCGCAUAGUCUUCAAGCAGGAAGAGGGCUUCGACGUGCACGAAACUCGCGAGUUCGACCUGGCGCUGGGCUCCAAGUUCGCCAUCGGCCGAGCUUCCAAGAACACGUCCAAGGGCUAUCUGCUCCCAGCAAAGCAUAAUGUCUACAUUGACAGCCCAGUGGUCUCCCGCGAGCACGCCAUCUUGACCGCCAACGCAGCCACAGGAGCCCCGCAGGUCUACAUCACCGACACGGCGUCCAUGCACGGCACCUAUGUGAAUGGUACUCCGCUCGUCCCUCACACUCCGAAGCAACUGUGCAACGGCGAUAAGCUGCAGUUCGGUGUUAACGUGAACCGCAACGAGAGCCCUGCUGACUCUCCUGCGGGCUACUUCGUUGCUUACAGGUACACGUACAAUGCCGAGCUCUCCCACCCUGAGCCCUUCUCACGCGGCUUCACCGUUCCAGAGGCAGAGUCCGAGGAAGAGGAACUCGACUUCGUCCAGUCAGGUUGUGGAAGUCUGCUCGAUCCGCUCGUUCUCGACGACUCUGAUGCUGAGCCGGAGUACGAGGCGCACGAAGAGCACGCAAAGCAUGCAGAACACUCUGAGGACAAUGGCGAUGUGACUGUGGCACAGCUGGAGGAGGGAGAGGAAGUCGUCGAGGUCGAUAACUCGUCUGAAGAGGAGGAUGCCGCUGAUAGUGUUGCUGACGACAUUGCCGAGAGCGACGUCGAGAGCGAUGCUGCAAGCACGGGCAGUGCUCCUGGUUACAGUCCAGAGUCGCCAUGUGUUCAUGGAGCCCAGCACAUCGAGGAAGCCGCGAAGCUGGAGGAGAUUACUGCGGCCGAGCAAGUGCAGGCAACACCGGCCGAGCAAGUGCAGGCAACACCGGCCGAGCAAGGUCCGUCCUCGGUGACUCUGUCUCUCUCUCUUGAGCAGCCACAGGUCGAGCGAGCACCAGUGGACCCCUUCUUUCUCGAGUUCGGAUAUCCUGCCAUCUCAGACCUCCCACCCCCACCACCACUCCCGACGUUGGAUCAGAGGUUCGGAGGCACCUCGUUCACGAGCGCAUUCGAGCCUCCACUCCCCCAAACAUUUGCUCCCCCUCUUCCCCCACGGCCUUCGCAGAAGCGCCAACGGAUUUGGGACGAGGCAUUGCAGGAGGAGCAGAAUUGGUUCGCGGAAGCGUCCUCGACCACGCCCUCAUACUCGUCCGCUGGCUCGAGUGACUACAUUCGCCUCGCUCACAACAUGCUUGUGCCACCUGUGGAGCGCUUCCCCGCCUCCCUACCAGCUGCAGACCGCAUCCAGACUCCGCCACCCACAGUGGCUGCCAAUGUUGUCAGCUCAUCAUCCCCACCUUCCUCGUGCAGGACCGGUGUUUCCAUCAUUGAGAUCGUUGACAAACAACCGCCAACGCCCACUUCGAUUAACAGCCGUAAACGCAGCGCGGACGACGCGUUCAAUGAGGAGGCUGAAGAGGCCAUCGAGCAGAAGGUGUCGGAGCUUGAGACGGAAGGACUUGCGAUGGCUCAGUCCAUUCUCAAGGUCGUCACUUCUAAAGACGGUGUGCUUCCUACUGUCGAGCAGGUUGUGCCUCAGCCUCAGCGACCCAUCGCACAGCCAAGGCCUAUAUGGAGGAGGGCACUUCGUGCAGCUGGUUUGAUGGCGUCAGCCACCGCCUACACCGCCUUGGGCGCAACUGUGUCUAUCGCCGCUCUCACAGCACUGCCAGAGUCUUUCUUCACGGUGGCCUAG
Messenger RNA from Macroventuria anomochaeta, 1803 nucleotides. RefSeq lists its product as uncharacterized. The transcript is spliced from 2 exons. The record is from RefSeq and is a predicted model, not a curated record. Lineage: Eukaryota; Fungi; Ascomycota; Dothideomycetes; Pleosporales; Didymellaceae. Gene Ontology annotation, cellular component: cytoplasm. Gene Ontology annotation, molecular function: protein binding. The coding region runs from base 1 to 1803 and encodes 600 amino acids.